Molecule: messenger RNA, 330 nt
Organism: Vanderwaltozyma polyspora DSM 70294
Lineage: Eukaryota; Fungi; Ascomycota; Saccharomycetes; Saccharomycetales; Saccharomycetaceae
Product: Tkp4 protein
Exons: 1
Coding region: 1-330 (109 amino acids)
Source: RefSeq, a predicted model, not a curated record
AUGUUACUUUACACGAAAGUAUUACUGACGCUGAAAACUUUUCCAACAAUGUAUAUAAGAAAUGAUGAGAUCUUAAUUGACACUUAUCAUAUGUACUAUAUUCCCAGGUGUAUAUUUUAUACUUUAAUACACCGGAUCAAUAUCAACUUAUUAGGAAUGUCCUUGGAAAUAAAUAAAGAAUCUAUUACUAUGAACGAUUCGGUAGAAAAAACACAACAUAUUUCUUUACAUGGCUUCCCCGCCAGGACUUCAUUCAAAGAAGAUUUGAUACCCAAAUUUACUGGAAACAGUAACGUUAAAUUACUAUUCAAGAUACAAGAAAGUACUUGA